Messenger RNA from Diaporthe citri, 357 nucleotides. RefSeq lists its product as uncharacterized. NCBI's taxonomy places the organism in Eukaryota, Fungi, Ascomycota, Sordariomycetes, Diaporthales, Diaporthaceae. The transcript is spliced from 2 exons. The record is from RefSeq and is a predicted model, not a curated record. Bases 1 to 357 code for a protein of 118 amino acids.
AUGGGAUUCAAAGUCGUCAUCGUCGGGGGCAGCGUAUCGGGCCUGUCCUUGGCCAACAUGCUUGAGAAGUCCAACAUCGAAACCGGCUAUCCCCAGAUCUUUAUCGACCGGCAGAUGCUCCUGCAGGUUCUCUACGACAACCUCCAUUUUAAAGACAGAGUCUUGACACGUAAACGCGUUAUCCGUGUGGACACAGUCGAAGGUUGUGUACACGUUCAGACCGAAGAUGGCUCUAGAUACGUAGGAGACGUUGUUGCUGCCGACGGUGUCCAUAGCGCAGUCAGAAAAGAAAUGAGGCGGAAUGGCCUCGAAUCAGAUCCUGAACUAUUUCAGGCCGGCAAGGACGAUGGUUCGUAA